CAGUAGCCACAAGAGAAUUAGCACGCUUUCGGCGACAAUGACCCCUUCACAGUUCACACUCCCAACAUAGCUUCUCUCGGCGCUCGUCUAUGCUGUAUGCACCACCGAGAAGGAGAACAGCAAGCAAAGGCGCGACGACAUGCCGUGCAGAAGAGCAAGCACACCGGCCGCUGCAGCUGCAGCUGAUCCUGCUGUGGCUGCAUGGCCUCUCACCCCACUGGUGCUGGCGCUCGCCGUCUUCUCGGCGAUGCCUCACGUCACGCUCUCCCGGGGACGGGAGAAUCAGUGGCCGCCUCUAGAGGGAAACUCGCAGCUGACGACGACGAAGAACCUGUCGUGCGACGAAGUCCCUUAUCCCUUCGGCUUAAAAGGCAAAUCUGCCCCUGGCUUCAGGGUAACAUGCCGGAAAAACGACAGUGCUGCCAUGCUCCGCAUUGGCCAUCAAAAAUUUCGAAUCGAUCAGGUGUCUUCGCAGGAAGGUUUCGUCGUCAUAUUUGCAGGCCCCAUCUACCGGUUGUGCUACGAUCGCAACGGCCGGCCGGUCGUGGGGAGCACCGGAAUCGGGCCGACGAAUUUGACGGACACGCCGUUCUUCUUCUCCAAGCGCAACACGCUCGUCGCCACCGGCUGUUACUCCAACUUUACUGCUACCUUCACCAGCUCGCUACACCAUCAUGGUUGGUCUACUAACGGAAGCUGCACAACCAACGGCAGAGUAAACUCUGACGGAUUGUGCCCCGGGACGGCCUGCUGCGACGCCUACGGCAUGCCGUUGGACGACGCGCAGGAGGUCACCUUCGAGUUCAACAAGACAUCGGCGAGCGUGGCCGGCACCUGCAGCGCAGCCUUCAUCCUCUACCAAAAAGAGCAGAUCUUCAAAGUCAGCGGUAACAGCAAGCCAAUGCAUCUCCACCAAGAAGAGCACAUCUUCAGAGCCGGCGGCGGUGACAGCAAGCCAGUGCAUCUGGAAGACGUUCUGGUGCCUUUGGGUGAGCGAAGGAUGGUCUUGGACUGGGUGAUUGGGCGCGCCACCUGUGAGCAAGCCCGGAACAACAGCUUCAAGACACAGUACCGCUGCAACAACGAGAGCUCAUGCAUGGACAGGUUCAUGGGAGAGGGCUACGUGUGCAGAUGCAAAGCAGGGUACGACCAACACAACGGGAAUCCAUACGAGGCAGGCGGCUGCCAAGAUAUCAACGAAUGCCGGUCUCUCAUUUACAACAACUGUAGCGUACUCUGUCAUAACACUCCCGGAGGAUAUACUUGCUCUUGCCCCAAUAAUAAGACUGGUGAUGGCUACAGGACAGGGACAGGGUGCAUUGACUCCCAUCGGCCACCUGGCGCCCCUACCCACAACCAACCGCAAGGCCUAGAUGUGUGCAGAGAAUUGAACCCUUGCACGUACUCAAAAUCCUGCAAGGAUGAGCAAGGAGUUACUUCGUGUGUUUGCCCGAAAGGCAUGAUCGGCGAUGGCCAGAAGAAUGGGAGUGGCUGCAAAAAGCAGUUUCCUUUAUAUACCGCUUUGGUGUCUGCAGGUGUAGCUCUUGCACUUACGGCCACGCUAGCUACAGUGUUGUUGUGCUACUACUUGACAAUGAAGAAAAGAAAGGUGGAAAGAAACAGAGCUGAGUUAUUCAGGAAGAAUGGAGGAUUGCUACUGCAGCAAAGAUUUUCGAUGAUGACAUCUCAAGGUGAGGAUUCAUCAGCGAAGAUAUUUAGUGCGGAAGAACUCAAGGAUGCCACUGACAACUAUAGUGAGAGUCGGAUCCUUGGUCGAGGCGGAAGUGGGAUGGUUUACAAGGGUAUCCUUCCAAAUAAUACCACGGUUGCCAUAAAGAAGUCCAUCUUGUUUGAUGAAAGCCAGGUGGAGCAAUUUGCCAAUGAGAUUACCAUCUUAUCGCAGAUUGAUCACCCAAAUGUUGUCAAGCUUUUGGGUUGCUGUCUAGAGACAAACGUUCCGUUGUUGGUUUACGAGUUCAUACCUAAUGGAACACUCUUCCAGCACAUCCACAACAGGAGUUCUUUAAGAUGGGAAGAUUGCUUAAGGAUAGCUGAAGAAACAGCCGAAGCACUUGACUAUCUGCACUCUACAUCUUCUACACCAAUCAUUCACAGAGACAUCAAAUCAAGCAACAUACUUUUGGAUGAGAACUUGAUGGCUAAAAUAUCAGACUUUGGUGCAUCAAGAUCAGUCCCAUUUGAUCAAACUCAUGUAACAACUCUAAUUCAAGGAACAAUUGGGUAUCUCGAUCCUGAAUAUUUCCAAAGCAGCAAGCUCACAGAGAAGAGUGACGUUUACAGCUUUGGAGUAGUUCUUGCAGAGCUAUUGACAAGGCAGAAACCUAUUUCUGCAAGCAGGCCGGAGGAAUCCUGUAACUUAGCCAUGUAUAUUGUGAAUUUAUUUAAUGAAAGGCGUCUACUACAGGAGAUAGAGCCACACAUUUUGGCAGAAGCAGGUGAAGAGCAGAUACAUGCUGUUGCCCAGCUCUCAGUCAGAUGCUUAAAUUUGAAGGGAGAAGAACGACCAGUUAUGAGGGAAGUGGCUUCAGUUCUACAUGGGCUAAGAGAGUCGUUUGACGAGGAGCAAAUCAUCAGAAGAAGCAAUGAAUCAAUACAGAUAACUAAUGGACAAGACAGUGUACAUAGUGAGGCAAGACCAAUUCCCAGCUUGCAGUCUUCAGGGGAAAUUACCACUGAGUACAGCUUGCCAGCUGAAAUACUGCCUUCUUCUUACUUGGCAAGAUGAUGCUCUUAUUACGAUACU
Oryza sativa Japonica Group (Japanese rice) is the source of this 2764-nucleotide messenger RNA. RefSeq names its product wall-associated receptor kinase 17. Gene Ontology annotation, cellular component: plasma membrane. The record is from RefSeq and is a predicted model, not a curated record. Gene Ontology annotation, biological process: protein phosphorylation; cell surface receptor signaling pathway. NCBI's taxonomy places the organism in Eukaryota, Viridiplantae, Streptophyta, Magnoliopsida, Poales, Poaceae. Gene Ontology annotation, molecular function: calcium ion binding; ATP binding; protein serine/threonine kinase activity.